Messenger RNA from Necator americanus (New World hookworm), 2211 nucleotides. RefSeq lists its product as uncharacterized. Gene Ontology annotation, biological process: mRNA splicing, via spliceosome. Bases 1 to 2211 code for a protein of 736 amino acids. Gene Ontology annotation, molecular function: RNA binding; RNA helicase activity; ATP binding. Gene Ontology annotation, cellular component: catalytic step 2 spliceosome. The transcript is spliced from 17 exons. NCBI's taxonomy places the organism in Eukaryota, Metazoa, Nematoda, Chromadorea, Rhabditida, Ancylostomatidae. The record is from RefSeq and is a predicted model, not a curated record.
AUGGCCGAACCACCUUCUCUGGAAGAUAUUUUAGCAAGAAAAAAGAAAGAGGAAGAAGAACAAGAAAAGCCAAAAUUCCUGAGUAAGGAAGAGCGAGCAGCGCUGGCUCUCCAGCGACGUGCGGAGCAAGUAGAGAGAAUGAGGGAAAAUCAAAGGCGAAUAGAAGAAAGUCGAAAGCAGUUUGAAGCAGAGGCAAAGAGAUCUGAUCGCGAUCGGGAAAGAGAUCGAGAUUACGACAGAAAUCGCGACAGAAGUAGGGAAAGGCGAGAUCGCAGCCGAUCAAGAGACCGCAAAGAUCGUGACAAACGCGAAAGAAGUAGAAGUAAAGAAAGAGAUCGGGACAGAAGAGGUAGAAGUAGAAGCAGAGACAGAGAUAGAGAGCGGAGAGACCGAAGCAGAAGUAAAGAAAAACGCGAUCGUGACAGGGAACCUCGAGCAACUCGUUCGGAAAAGGUUGAUGAAGAUACCUUCGAUCUCAAUAAAUUGCAAGAAGCAGUGAAGGUACGUUAUCUGGGCAUGCAAAAAGAAAAAAAGAAACGUGGGAGGCGCCUUCAUGAACGGAAGUUCGUAUUCGACUGGGAUGCAUCAGAGGACACAUCACAAGAUUACAAUAAGCUGUACCAAAAACGACAUGAGGUGCAAUUUUUUGGUCGUGGUGCAAUCGCUGGCAUUGACGUAAAUACCCAAAAGAAAAACAACAAUGUUUUCUAUCAAGCAAUCAUGGAGAAGAGACGUACAGCAGAAGAGAAGAUUAUGGAGAAAGCCCGACUUGAAAAAGAGAAACAAAAGGAACGAAAGUCCGCCCAUGAUGAUCGACAUUGGAAGAUGAAACCCUUAGAAGAAAUGACAGAGCGUGACUGGCGUAUUUUCCGCGAAGACUUCAAUAUUUCAAUCAAGGGUGGUCGGGUUCCGAAGCCAAUUCGUUCUUGGGAGGAGUGCGGUCUCCCUGAUGAGGUUUACCAAGCUAUACAAAAAGUGGGCUAUGUGGAACCAACUCCUAUUCAACGGCAGGCAAUUACCAUCGGUCUGCAAAAUCGUGACGUAAUCGGUGUUGCAGAAACGGGUUCCGGUAAAACGGCUGCAUUCUUAAUCCCUCUUCUGGUAUGGAUAACUGGCUUGCCCAAGCUAGAGCGUCAAGAGCACUAUGAUCAAGGUCCAUACGCGGUUAUCUUAGCUCCAACAAGAGAGUUAGCUCAACAGAUCGAGGAGGAGACCAAUAAGUUUGGGGAACUGUUAAAAAUUCGUACUGUUUCUGUCAUUGGAGGAGCGUCCCGUGAAGACCAAGGAAUGAAGUUACGUCUGGGAGUGGAGGUUGUAAUAGCUACUCCCGGCCGUCUUCUGGAUGUGUUAGAGAACAGAUAUCUUCUGCUCAAUCAAUGUUCGUACGUAAUUCUUGAUGAGGCCGAUCGUAUGCUUGACAUGGGUUUUGAACCUGAAGUGCAGAAGGUUUUGAGCUACCUACCAGUGUCAAACCAGAAGCCCGAUACUGACGAUAUUGAACACGAGGAAGCUUUGAUGAACAACUUUGCCACAAGAGAGAAAUAUCGGCAAACAGUUAUGUUCACAGCAACGAUGUCACCAGCCAUAGAACGACUGGCUCGGGCGUAUUUGCGGCGUCCUGCUGUGGUGCACAUUGGCUCUGCUGGACGUCCUACAGAGAGAGUUGAACAGAUAGUCUACAUGUUGUCAGAAGAUAGGAAGAAGAAGAAAUUGGUUGAAGUAUUGGAGGAACACUUUGAACCACCAAUUAUCAUCUUCGUUAACCAAAAGAAGGGUGCGGAUCUACUUGCGAAAGGUCUAAGUAAAUUGAAUUUCAAUCCAGUUGUCCUUCAUGGUGGUAAAGGUCAGGAGACUAGAGAAUACGCACUGCAAGCCCUUAAGGAGAAGACGAAAGAUAUUCUCGUUGCAACAGAUGUUGCUGGAAGAGGAAUCGAUAUAAAGGAUGUCUCUCUUGUGUUGAACUAUGAUAUGGCGAAAUCAAUAGAGGACUACACCCAUCGUAUCGGAAGAACAGGUCGUGCUGGCAAGCAUGGAAAAUCCAUCACGUUCCUCACCCCCGAUGACAGUGCUGUCUUCUACGACUUGAAGCAAUGUCUCAUGGAAUCGCCUAUUUCGACGUGUCCGAUAGAACUAGCGAACCACCCUGAUGCUCAGCAGAAACCAGGCACCUUUACCACUAAGAAACGCCAAGAUGAGACUUUGUUUAAGUAG